Molecule: messenger RNA, 4617 nt
Organism: Malaya genurostris
Lineage: Eukaryota; Metazoa; Arthropoda; Insecta; Diptera; Culicidae
Gene: Myo31DF
Product: unconventional myosin ID
Exons: 9
Coding region: 1069-4107 (1012 amino acids)
Biological process (GO): vesicle transport along actin filament; actin filament organization
Cellular component (GO): cytoplasm; actin cytoskeleton; myosin complex
Molecular function (GO): actin filament binding; microfilament motor activity; ATP binding
Source: RefSeq, a predicted model, not a curated record
UUCGGGCAUGAGCUUUGUUACCAGCUGUUAGUUUUUGUGGUGACUUCAGCGGAAGACGGACGGUUUUCAACAGUGCCGAGCAGUUCGUUGUACUUUGCGUGUUUAUUUGGUUCUUUCUCGCUAUUAAUUUGUAUCUAAAUGUUCUCCGGUAGUUUUACUAGUGUUUAACAGGUAACCGGCGUGAGUCAUGGUUUGUUGCUACGAAAGGGAAUUUGCUUCGGGACCAGUGUAAUUUUAAUUCGGGUUUGUGUCAUAUUUGCAUGGUUAGUGGAUGAAUCGAAAAUCAAUCAACUUUAAUGGCAUUCUGUUUGGGUGUGCGUUCCAGGUUCGGUGUGUUAAAAUCAUGAAUAUUUACCGUUGCUCGAUGUAAAGUGAUAAUACAGAAGCAGCGUCACGAAACGAGGCUUCGCUAGGCGUGCCGGAAUGUCCGCGUACACAGUCUUUUGUUUCUCGCAUUGUGGUUGAUUUUUUUAAAUUUUGUUUUCAUUCGGUGUGUACUUUUCCAUUAACGUACUGUCGCAGCACUGUGGGCCGUGGCAAACUUCCACCUAUUCAGAGCAGUGUUUGUCUUUUUCGAUUCAGUUUUUGUCCAGUUGUCCACUACUACCGCCGCCGCCGCGACGCCCUGUGGUGCACGAGAGAGAGAGAGUUUCGUUGAACUUUCGCGUUGUCAUUUAAUUCAACAAGUGUAGCUGUUGAAUGAGUUUGACUUUGAAAGAGUCUGCAUUUAUGUAUGGGAAUUAGCGGUGCCGACCAACAGCAGCAAAACACAACUCAAACAGUGAUUCAGUUUUCCUGGCUGGCUGGAAUAGAGUGUACGGCCGAUUUUGGAAUACGCGGUGAUUCACAGCGCAGUGGCAGACAGGCCCGUGUACGGUGUGUGUAUGUAAAAAGGCCCUAACCUAAAAAUAAAACCGUGUAUAGGUGGAAAAAUAAAAGCAAAAGUAUCGUCAUCGGUGACGGUCAUCGUCAUCAGACACGACGGGUAGCGCAGAGAAGCAAGUUUACGAAAAAGGAGAAUCCAGCAGCAGCACCACCACCAACAACAACAAUAACAACAGUCACACGAUGGCACUGCAUCAGAAUGGCCAAGAGGUCGGCGUGCAAGAUUUUGUACUGCUCGAUGUGGUCACGAUGGAUAAUUUCAUGGACAACCUGAAGAAGCGAUUUCAUGCUGGCUCCAUCUACACAUACAUCGGCGAGGUGUGCAUCUCGAUGAACCCGUACCGGGAGAUGAACAUCUACGGUCCGGAACAGGUCAACCGGUACAAAGGGCGCGAACUGUUCGAAAACAAACCGCACAUUUUCGCCAUCGCGGACGCAGCCUACCGGGUGCUGAAACAGCGAAACCAGGACACCUGUAUCAUGAUCUCCGGCGAAUCGGGGGCGGGUAAAACCGAAGCGUCCAAAAUCAUCAUGAAGUACAUUGCCGCCGUGACGAAUCAGAACAAGCAGAAUGAGAUCGAACGAGUAAAAAACGUCCUAAUUCAAAGUAAUGCCAUUCUGGAGUGCUUCGGAAAUGCAAAAACCAACCGCAACGAUAACAGCAGUCGUUUCGGCAAAUACAUGGACAUCGAGUUCGACUAUAAGGGCGACCCGGUGGGUGGUGUCAUAACCAACUAUCUGCUGGAAAAAUCUCGGGUUAUCCAGCAACAGAGCGGUGAACGCAACUUUCACUGUUUUUAUCAGCUCCUACGCGGUGCAUCCGAUGCCGAACUGAAACAGUAUCACCUCCAGCGAGAUCCAAACCAGUAUCACUACACCAAUCAGGGCAGCGUGGAGGUCCUGUCGGAAAAGUCCGACUACCGGGUAACGUCCGGUGGAUUGAAGGCGCUGGGUUUCAGCAGCGAUGAACUUUCUAUGGUGUGGCGGAUUGUGGCAGCGGUGCUACAUUUGGGCAAUAUUAAUUUUAAAACUCAGGACGAUCAAAUUCAGAUAGCAAACCGGAAGCAGCUCUCAACGGUGGCCCAGCUUUUGCACGUAACCGAAGAUGAGAUGAUGCGUUCGCUGACGGAACGGGUGAUAGCGGCCCGGGGAGAAAUUAUGACCAAAACUCAUGACACCGAACAGGCAGAAUACGGCCGGGACGCACUGGCCAAGGCCAUCUACGAUCGGUUGUUCACGUGGAUCAUUGAGCGCAUCAACAAGGCCAUUCUGGUGCGUGGAUCGAACACACAGAAGCGCUACAACCGGGUGAUCGGUGUGCUGGACAUCUACGGAUUCGAGAUAUUCGAUCAGAACAGUUUCGAACAGUUCUGCAUUAACUAUUGCAACGAAAAGCUUCAGCAGCUGUUUAUCGAGCUGGUGCUGAAACAGGAACAGGAGGAAUACCGCCGGGAAGGGAUCGAGUGGACGAAUGUCGAGUACUUCAACAAUCAGAUUAUUUGUGAGCUAGUAGAGCAACCUCACAAAGGCGUCAUUUCCAUUAUGGACGAGGCCUGCCUAAACGUGGGUAAAAUUACUGACGAAAUGCUACUGGAUGCGAUGGAUAAAAAGCUAUCCCAUCAUCCGCACUACUCCAGCCGGCAGCUGAAGCCGAUGGACAAAGAGUUGAAACACCGUCAGGACUUCCGUAUCACGCACUACGCCGGUGAUGUUAUUUAUUGCAUAAACGGAUUCAUCGAGAAGAACAGGGAUGCUUUGUAUCAGGAUUUCAAGCGCCUUUUGUAUCACUCCAAGGAUCGUUUGAUCACGUCCAUGUGGCCGGAAGGAGCACAGGACAUUUCGAAGACAACGAAGAGACCUUUGACUGCUGGGACGUUGUUCCAACGAUCGAUGACGGAUUUGGUAGCAACACUGCUGAAAAAGGAACCAUUCUACGUAAGGUGUAUCAAACCGAACGACAUCAAGAGUGCCUCCGUGUUCGACGAUGUUCGCGUGCAGCAUCAGGUUCGCUAUCUCGGACUGCUGGAGAACGUGAGAGUACGUCGUGCGGGUUUCGUGCAUCGUCAGCGUUACGACAAAUUCCUGUUGCGAUAUAAAAUGAUAUCGCAAUACACGUGGCCUAACUUCCGAGCUGGGUCGGAUCGGGACGGCGUAAAGGUGCUACUGAACGAAAAGAACUUCAACCACGAUGUGAAAUACGGUAAAACGAAAAUCUUUCUCCGUUCACCGCAAACAUUGUUCGCCCUGGAGAAACAACGCAACGAAAUGAUUCCGCACAUUGUGACACUACUGCAGAAACAGGUCCGCGGUUGGAUCUGUCGUCAGCAGUACAAAAAGAUGAAAGCAGCAAUCGUAAUCAUGCGCCACUACCGAAAGUAUAAGCUGAAAAGUUACGUCCAGGAUUUGGCCGUACGCUUCCGUAAUGCUCGUCAGCUGCGAGACUAUGGUAAAGGUAUCCAGUGGCCGCAACCUCCGCUGGUGGGUCGUCAGGCGGAGAAGCAACUCCGGAUGUUGUUCUCCCGUUGGCGUGCCACCAUGAUUCUACGCAAAUACCCGCGGGAAGAGUGGCCCCAGCUGCGACUGCAGAUCAUUGCCGCCAGUGCGUUCCGCAAACGGCGCAAGUUCUGGGGACACGAUCGUCGCUGGUUGGGUAACUAUCUGUCCGUAACGGCGGAAAAUUCCAACUACUCGCCGUACAAUGCCAGUAUUAAUAAUAUUAAGAAUACGGACAAUUUCCGAACGGUGCUGUUUUCGGCGUUUGUUAAAAAGUUCAACAAAUGCAACAAAUCGGCUGACCGGGCGAUCAUCGUUACCGAUGGGGCUAUCUACAAGUUGGACGGGGCGAAGAAUAAAUUCCGCAACAUGAAACGAACCGUCGCUAUCAAGGAGAUCACAUCAAUUAGUGUGAGCCCGGGUCGUGACCAGCUGGUGGUUUUCCAUUCCCAUCACAACAACGAUUUGGUUGUGGCCCUACAGGGAGAACAUCAACCGCUGAAAGAAGAUCGAGUCGGAGAAAUUGUAGCCCACGUAUGCAAGCGCUUUUACGAGUUGUGCAAUCAGGAUCUACCGGUCAACGUGUCGCCAACGAUUCCGCUGCGCCUCGGUAACAAAGCACGUACGCUCAGCGUCGAAGCAGUGGCCGGCGUCGAAAUGCCUGCCUUUGAACAUUCCGGUGCCGUAAUCGUGCUAAAGGUUCCUUCGUCGUACGCAAGUGCGAUAUAGAUCAAGGUGGUUAGUGUUGGUAAUUUUUGCGCGUAGUAGUGCAGGAAAGUACGUUGAGUUUUCGUAUGUAGUUUGAUUUUUUUCCCCCGAUGGGUUUUCAUUUUUGUUUUUUUCGUAAACCUAUUAAAGCGGUAGUACUAGUUUUAUUAAUGUUAGGUUUCGUGGAUGCAAUCCAAUCCCUUUUACCGUAAGUGCUGAAAAACUAGACGUAAGCUAAUCAUCAUGGCCUUUACGACCACUAAAUAUUGCAAUACACGUAGUACUUUAAUGUUUGGUGUGUAUACAAGAAAAAAAAUUGACACCGGUUUAAUUUUAAUCGUAACUUAUCGCGAAAAGAAAACGAAAGUAUCAUGUUUGUACUCAGAAGUGCCAUUGUACUAUAAAAAGAAACAAGUGAAAUAGAUAAAACAAUUGUAAAUUCAUAGACGGUACCAUCCAUGAUUUGUAUGUGAUAGAAUAUAAACUGGAAAGAUCGCGACGAGGCAAAAAAUACAGAGAACGCAUUAGUCA